UGCUAGCUCAGAAGACCACCCAAGAAAAGAAAGACGCGCGCGGGUGGCAUGGACCGCCGUGUCGUGGCCGUGCAGGCGGAGGACGUCGACGAAACGGUGCGACAGCGGCAGCGGCUCGUGCGCGAGCGUGGCAGGCGCAUCAAGGCGGCCGCGGAGCUCGGGCUGGCGCGGUCGUCGGGAGGCCGGCAGUGGGGCCGCGCGCUGGGCCGGCGCGCCCUCCUGCUCCGGAAGGGUCCCGCGACCGCGGCGCUCUCGUCGCCGGCGCUACUAGAGGCUUCGGCUGGCAAGGAGGAGACGAAGCAGGGGAAGGCGAUGGCAGGGGAAGCAGGGCAGCAGGAGGAGGAGGAGGAGGAGGAGGAGGAGAUGGUGGACGAGAAGGUGGAGCUGCUGCGGCAGCUGGUGCCGGGGGGAGAGGCGAUGGCGGUGGAGCGGCUGCUGGACGAGACGGCCGACUACAUCGCCGCUUUGCACGCGCAGGUCGGCGUCAUGCGCGCGCUCGCCUGCCUCCUGUCCGGCCUCGGCUCGCCACCAGAGAAGCCUCAAUGAGACUGAUCGAUCGAUGGAGUGAUGAUGCCUCGUAAGAGGUCUCGGUGUAAGCACGCGUUCUGAUCCUCCUGUAGUAAUUAAAUUUCGUCCGUUUCCACUCUUCGUAUGCAUCACUAGUUACUUUUUUUUACCUCUUCCGAGGACGGCAGGCAAACGCAUGUUAUGUAUAGUGGGGCAGCAAGCUAGAUGCAAUUUAGUAGGGAUUUUAGUGUAAGUUCAGCCACUUGAAUUUCCCACCUCCUGGUGUGUAACGCAGUGGUGUUGUUGGAACAUGGAAGUAGCAGCAACACAUGCAGCUCAGCUAGCUAGUUAGCCUAGCUGUAUGGAAGUAGGAGCUGAAUGCAUGGCACACCAGAGAUUUUAUUGUAUUUUGAUAGUCGGAGUACAUUUGUAAAGGGGUGGAAAAGGCCACAACAAGAGAGCAUGCAUGCAUGCUCGCCCUAGCAUCCUAGGCUGAUAAGAAGUAUAGCGAUGCGAGCAUGCAUGUGGCUCGAUGUUUGCGAGGUACUUUUCCCAUGUGGCGAGCGCGAUCGUAGAUUCGUCGGAGGGAUCACGGAUCUGUAGCUUUGCGGUCAUGCAGGUUCUCUUCUUAAUUCAGACAGCUGCCUCAAACGCUAUGGCGGAGAAAAAGGGACUUGCACACUCAAUGCUGCGACCUCUUCUGCUUCCGUGAAGUGAUUCCCCCGCGUUCCUUUCUGGGUGAGGCAGAAAAACAUCACAUAGAGUGAAUUCU
This is a messenger RNA of Oryza brachyantha (malo sina), 1279 nucleotides long. Its product is annotated as transcription factor PAR1-like. Gene Ontology annotation, biological process: regulation of DNA-templated transcription. NCBI's taxonomy places the organism in Eukaryota, Viridiplantae, Streptophyta, Magnoliopsida, Poales, Poaceae. The coding region runs from base 49 to 546 and encodes 165 amino acids. The record is from RefSeq and is a predicted model, not a curated record. The transcript has a single exon.